AUGAACAAAAAAACUGAAAGGUCAUUAAAUAUUCUCCUUAAUGAUUUCCUAAGAUUGACACACACUUUCUCAUUGAAGCAUUCUCCAGAAUCUUUGGAUGAAACCAUCAGUAUAUUGAUUGACGUGUCACGUUGUGAAACCCAUAAUGCUCAGGGUAUAUUUGUUGGACGGCAUGGACCUGCAACAGUGACAGCUUUAUCAUACAAUGCCUAUGUUGCACUUCAGUCUAUAUGUAACCCUAUUCAUGGCAAAGUUAGAAAAAUCAUUGCUAUUAUUAUGAAACACAUUUUGAAUAACAUUCUCAUGAUAUCACGUGGAUCAUCAGAUUUAUCUGCUCGUUCCUUAGGAGUCAUUCGAGACCAUUCACAAAUUUUUAUAAAAUACAUGUUGACCCAAAUAAAAGAAGAGGCUCAUGAAGGCGUAUACAUUCUCAUUCAACACCUCUGUAUCCGUGUUCCUGAUAAGGCAGAAUUCCGGCAAAAAACAGCUCAGUCAGUAGUGGAAAUUCUGCGUUAUCUUCCCACUCAGCUUUACAAACGUCUUAUGAAGUGGUUUUUCAAAUUCUCUCACAAUGAGAAAGCAGGGCAUAGGUUGUUCAUGCUUGAAGUGAUUUCUAAGAUGCUGGGAGAGGAGGAACGGCAUGCUGAAGGAGCUGAUGGCACACCUAGAGAAGGAGUACAGGAAAAUCUUCAUAGGUCAAAGCUAAAGUCAGUUUCAGAAAAUGGUGAAGGUGAGGGAAAAGAUAAAGAAAUUAGUUUCCUUACUGUUUCUGUAGAUCAUCCAGUUGAAGUUCCUCCAGAUCGUAAUAUUCUGUCUCACAAAUUUUUGUUGAGCAUUAUUUUCUCUAGAUGUCGUGACAAUGCUGCAUCUGUACGGUCGAAGGCUCUUGCCUUACUGGCUGAUUGUACCUUUUCCACUAAUCCUACUAUAGUGCUAGCCAUGAAACAAAUUUUCUUCCGUAGUCGGCCAAUGAUAUUCACAACACCACACAUUCCAAAUAAUAACAUAAACCUUGAGUCACCACUUGCGCUUGAGGAAGAUGGAGACCUUGAACUUCCCAACGCAGCAAGAGUUGUGUCAAUGUUGCAUAGACGAGCACUGGAUGAUAAAGUGACAGUUCGGAAGUCUGCUCUCCAAGUGUUGGAGAAUCUAAUGCGCCUAGACAAUGAGAUGUUGUCUGAGAAGAACUUGGAGGUGUUGGCAGAGCACUGUCGGGACCCAGCACUGGUUGUAAGGAAACAGAUAAUUACAUCUUUAUCAACUCUGGUGAAUAAUUACCCUGAGCAUGAUGCUGUUAUCACAACUUGGAUAAAGGGAGUCUUACCUCUUAUCCUUGAUCCUGAGAUAAAAGUUCAAGAACGUGUUGUAGAGGUAAAUUUAUUCUUUUUACUUGAAAUCUGCUAUAGACACCCCAAAACACACCUGAGAAAAAACUUUUCCCUUUGGGGGAUACUUAGUGUCAUCACAAAACAUAGCUACCACAAGUUUUAAAAAGCUCUACAUGUUUGGUCCAAAUCAGUUUAUUUAAGGCCUCAGAUAAUAACUGUAGCACGAUCUCACAUUGGCAAGGAAUAUAAUGAGGAGGCAUGGACAUUGCUGGCACUGAUUUCAAAUUAUGUCACUGUGAAGGAUGCUACUUUUGCUGUGGACUACUUUGAAGAACACUGUCAAGUCAAUUCAGAGGUAGGAUCAUACACUCUUCUACAAGUAUUAAAAGUGUUAAGCAACAGUAUCAAGCAUAUACCUGGGAAUCGUGCAGAAGCCUUACAAGAACAACUUUUGGCACCUAUCACAAAUUUCUCUGUUGGUGCAGAGCUCAUAUCCCAUAUGAUGGAUACUAUAACACUUCUCAGCUACAGUCUUCAUGGUGAUGAUGCAGAAGGUCAGAAAGCCAUUGAGAAAUGGGCAGCACCAAUUCUGAAGACUUGUGAUGAACAUCUUAAGUAUGUUUUAUUUGAGAAUUCUGGACCACUGGACAGUAUUGGAGAAGAGAAACUUUUUAGGCAUUUGUUCACCUUGGGAGAAGCAUCUAUGUUGUGCCCACAAAAAGUCAACAAGAGGAUGUUCCUUAUGCUUCAAAGUAUAAUUUUUCACCAGCCUGGAGAUAAGUCUACCCCCACAACUAUUCCUUCCUCACAGACGCAGAGCUCCCAACCCACCACAAUUACCUUUACUCCCUCCAUGAGAGUCAAGGCUCUAGCUGUGGUUACAUUAGGCAAGAUGUGCUUGCAACAUGAGGAUCAAGCAAAGCGCAUCAUUCCUGCUUUGGGAAGAAUGCUAGACACAACUAAAUAUUCAGCUCUCAGGAUAAACAUUGUCUUCACCUUGUCAGAUAUGUGUGUCAGGUAUGCAACUUUAGUAGAUCCUCUGAUGCCUCAGGUUACAGCUUGCCUUCGUGAUCCAGAUAUUAAAGUUCGCCGUACUACAUUGACCCUCCUCAUCAACCUAUUACAAGAGGAUUACCUUAAACUGAAAGGAUCAUUCUUUUACAGAAUUUUACAGUGUCUAACAGAUGAUCAUGAGGACAUACGUAGCACAGUUGUUUUCUAUGUAACAGAACGAUUGCUGAAACGCUUCCCAAAAAUUCUGAGUCAGCACUUUAUUGAAUGUAUUUUCCACUACAACUGUUAUGAGGAGCAUGAAACUUACAACAAGUUUACACAGAGCAAAAUGGAAAAAGAAUUGUUCUCCCUUGCAGGCAAAGAACAGUCAGAAGAUCGCCACAUGAUAUACCGUUUUAUGCUGGAUCACAUGACAGAUGACCAGCGUUUUAAUACCACCCAGCGACUUUGCCAAGAUGUUCUUGGUGGAGUGGUCGAUGGUCGUAUUAAAUUAACGCCAGACAGCCUGCCCAUGUUACAAGAUACGCUCUCAGUCCUCAGCAGUGAUGAGAUCAAACUUGCUUCAUUAAAAUCCAGACCAGAAGAUGUUGAUCAGCCCACAGACCAGGCAGAACAAGCAGCUAUGGCAGGAAUGGUCAUAAAGAAGACUAUCAUUUCUCAGGUUAGUUUCUUUAAGGUUUUAGAUUUCAAGCUCAUCUUUUUAGGGUAAUGUUAAAUAGUUGUA
Cherax quadricarinatus is the source of this 3066-nucleotide messenger RNA. The record is from RefSeq and is a predicted model, not a curated record. Lineage: Eukaryota; Metazoa; Arthropoda; Malacostraca; Decapoda; Parastacidae.